Molecule: messenger RNA, 1177 nt
Organism: Lotus japonicus
Lineage: Eukaryota; Viridiplantae; Streptophyta; Magnoliopsida; Fabales; Fabaceae
Product: hydroxyphenylpyruvate reductase
Exons: 2
Coding region: 146-1090 (314 amino acids)
Cellular component (GO): cytosol
Molecular function (GO): glyoxylate reductase (NADPH) activity; NAD binding; hydroxypyruvate reductase [NAD(P)H] activity
Source: RefSeq, a predicted model, not a curated record
UUUCAAUCAAAUUCGAUCACUAAACCUUAAACCAAUGCACUAAUCGAUUCAAUGAGCGGUUGGGCGCAGUUCUUGUUUGUUUGCACAGGUUCACUUCAUCCCUCCCUCCCCUCACUCUGUUCCAGCAACUUCGAAGCUUCCUUCAAUGGAAUCCAUUGGCAUCCUCAUGACCAAGCCAAUGUACUCCUACCUCGAACAAGAGCUCGCAAACCGCUUCACCCUCUUCAGACUCUGGAACUACCCCUCACUCCGCGCCUUCUCCGAAUCUCCCCACGGCGCUUCCGUCCGCGCCCUCGUCGUCAACACCGGAUUCACCGUCGACGCCGCCGUCAUCAAUUCCUUACCCAAACUCGAGAUCAUCGCCACUUACAGCGUCGGAUUUGACAAGAUCGACAUCCAGGAAUGCAGACAGAGCGGCAUUCGGGUGGCCAAUACACCGGAUGUCUUGACCGACGACGUCGCCGACCAUGCCGUCGGUCUUGCCUUGGCGGUUCUCCGGCGAAUCACGCAGUGUGAUGGAUAUGUGAGGAGUGGCCUCUGGAAACGUGCUGAUUUUCCGUUAACCACCAAGUUUAGUGGCAAAGCAAUUGGAAUUGUUGGUUUGGGAAGGAUUGGUUCAGCAAUAGCAAAAAGGGUUGAGGCUUUUGGAUGCAAAGUUAGUUACCACUCCAGAUCUGAAAAGCCAGAGACAGGUUACAAGUAUUACCCAAACAUACUUGCCUUGGCUUCUAACUCUGAAAUACUUGUGAUAUCAUGUUCACUCACUAAAGAAACCUGUCACAUUGUGAACCGUCAAGUCAUUGAUGCAUUGGGCCUGAAGGGAGUGCUUAUCAACAUUGGGCGAGGCCCGCAUGUCGAUGAGGCCGAGCUUGUGGCCGCGUUGGCUGAAGGGCGGUUAGGUGGCGCGGGCCUUGACGUGUUUGAGAAUGAACCCGAGGUGCGUGAGGAGCUCUUUGGGCUUGAGAACCUGGUGGUCACCCCUCAUAUUGGGAGUGACACCGUGGAAACUAGCACGAAGAUGGCAGACCUUGUGAUUUCGAACUUGGAGGCUCACUUCCUUGGGAAACCGCUCUUGACUCCGGUGAUUUGAGGUUUAAUGAAUACACUUUAAUGAAUAGAAUGUGCGUUCGGAUUUUUGUUGAAUUCCAACUUCAAUAAAAGCUUAUUUUUCCUAUUA